AACGAGAGUGGGAAGUGACACAACACCACACACAGUGGGCUCGCACGCACAGCAGACAAGCUGACACUCCACUCACACCCCACUCCGCUAACACACACACUCACUCCUGUGUACUCAACGAAGAGCGAAAACAAUCACACGUAUCAACAACAACAAGCACGCUUUAACAAAUCGUGCGCUGCACUCAUCACACGCUAUUCCUGCACACAAGACCACUCGUAUACAGCAGCAAUGCAAACACUCGGCGUUCUACACUCUUAUACAUAUAUCUGAUCAUACGCGAGACCCAUAGCCACUUAUAUUAUAUAGAAUAUACAGCCAGACACUUAGCGAACAGAGACACACACGCGCAUGUUAUGCGCGCACUCUAGACGCAGCGACACAAGCGUAGUCAUACAUACACAAUGUCUGCUACACGAGAGUAGACUGACCACACACUCACACGAGACACACACACACACUAGACACACACACCACACUAGAUACACACACACACUAGACACACACACUCACACUAAAACACUCACACUAGACACACACUAGACACACUCACACUAGACACACACACUCACACACACUCACACUAGACACACACACUAGACAAACACACACUCACACACACUCACACACACUCACACGAGACACACACACACACACUAGACACACACACACCACACUAGAUACACACCACACUAGUCACACACACACUCACACUAAAACACUCACACUAGACACACUCACACUAGACACACACACUCACACACGCUCACACUAGACACACACACACCAGACACACUCACACUAGACACACACAUACACUCCACACACACACCACACACCACACACCACACACACACUAGACACACACCACACACCACACACACACCACACGAUACACACACUCACACGAGACACACACACACACUCACACCACACACACACCACACACCACACACACACACUAGACACACACACACACCACACACACACACUAGACACACACACACCACACUAGACACACACUCACACCACAAACACACCACACGAUACACACACGAGACACACACACACCACACUCACACGAGACACACACACACUACACACACACACUAGACACACACCACACGAGACACACACACACCACACUCACACGAGACACACACUCACACCACACACACACACUAGACACACACAUCACACACACACCACACACUCACACGAGACACACACACACACCACACUACACACACACCACACCACACGAGACACACACACACCACACUACACACACGAGAAACACACCACACUACACACACACUCACACGAGGCACACGCACACACACCACACUACACACACGAGACACACACCACACUACACACACCACACACCACACUACACACACGAGACACACCACACUACACUACACACACACACCACACACUACACACAAACUCACACGAGGCACACGCCGUCUAUUCUCGCUCGACGUCUUCACCUCCUGCGCCGCUGUGAGAAGUCAGAGGGAGAGUCGUGGUCUCAUCUGGAUCCCAGGCGACUCAUUCAGACAGCACAGUGCCCGUGAUGACAGCAACUCGGCACUGAGCAGAGGAGGAGCCGGGAGGAGACCUCCCGUCAUCGUCGAACAACAACGUCGUCUCCGUCGUCGUCCUCGCCACCUCCGUCCUCUUCACGAUGAGGCGGCUGCUGGUGCUGACUGUUGCCCUGCUGCUCAUCGACUCUGUCGCGCUCGCUGUGGGGUCGCGGGAGGGCACGACGCCGCACCUCCCCUACAGGACCCGGAGAAGUCUGUCGGCGGGGAGGCCGCUGCUCUCGUGCCCGCGGGGCUGCUCCGUCUGCUCGGCCGCCAACGGCUGCCUGCUGUGCGCGCCGCGCCUCUUCUUCCACCUGCAGCGCGUGGGCAUGCGCCACCUGGGCCAGUGCCUCCUCGCCUGCCCCGCCGGACACUACGGACAGCGCAGCGCCAUCGCGCACCGCUGCAUGCGCUGCCAGGUCCCGCACUGCGACAGCUGCUUCGGCCACUCGUUCUGCACGCGCUGCUCACGCGGACACUUCCUGCACCGUGGCCGCUGCGGGAGCGGCUGUCCCAGCGGACACGAGGGCGACAACCGCACGCAGGACUGUCUCCCCACAGUGGACUGCGAGGUGUCCACGUGGGGAGCAUGGUCCGCGUGCGAACGGAGGGGGAAGACGUGCGGCUUCAAGUGGGGGGCCCAGGAGAGGAGACGUGGUGUGACCAGGGCCCCCUCCCCCCAAGGGCAGCACUGCCCGCCACUCGAGCAGGCUCAGCGCUGCCUCGUGCAGCCCAGGUUUUGCCCCGGGGACGAGCUGGGGCCGCUAAGGCAGAAGAUGCGUUUGGAGCAGAAGAAGAGAAGAGGGUUCACGGUGACGAGGAAAUUCGAGGUCGAGCCCUGACAUCAACCCUGCCACAACAGCCACAACAACCACAACAACAAUAACCAGCGAUGCCAAACUGGCCAGCGGACAGCACUAUGCCAACACCACUACCACCACGAGCAGCAUCGUCAAGAUUUAAACUGCGUAGAAUUUUGCGGUUGUGCCGCUACAACUCUCCCUGGUUUGUUCGAGUCGUACCUUGUGUUGUAGGGCACGAUGUCUGACGUGUCGUCUCCACGUGCGGCAGACAUUCCUCGAAACAAAACGUCAGACACUGCACCGAACAACACGCAGUGGAAGACGGCAUGUAAACGUUUCAACACGGCCAUUUUUACGUCCGUUUUUCGUUUCUAGGAUCGUAAAAGCCCCGCAGAACAAAAUGGUCCUUGUAUUGUGCUCAAUGGAGAAAAUGUCUUGAACAUUUGAGAAAAUCUCUGCUGUGAUCGUUUAAGUUUUUGUACAAAUAUUUUUGCUUUUCAGGGUUUAUUUGUGUGGGCGCUACAGUGCAACAAAGUCUGUGCUGGUUGGAGACAUGUGAAAUAAUGUCUAAGUUUUGGCCACGGGGGUUUGUACAAAUAGUUGUUUUUGUAAAAUCUUUUAUUUACGUUAACAUUUUUUUUUAGUAUUUGGUUUGCCCUACAGUGCAAAAACAAAUGAAAUUUGCACGAGGUCACGUGGCCUACUUAUUGCGAGUGCCCCACUAUUUUUGAGUUUUUUAUUUUACGAAAAAAAAGUUUCUUACGUUUUUUUACAUAUUAAUAUUACGGCCGUUUAGAAUUAUUACGGUUAACUGAAGUGGUUAUCGUCGCUCGUAAAAAAGGGCAAAAAAAUAAAAAAAAUUGUUGCGGAAA
Messenger RNA from Lethenteron reissneri (Far Eastern brook lamprey), 3267 nucleotides. RefSeq names its product R-spondin-3-like. Lineage: Eukaryota; Metazoa; Chordata; Hyperoartia; Petromyzontiformes; Petromyzontidae. The record is from RefSeq and is a predicted model, not a curated record.